GUGGACAAUCAAACCUACACACCCACCUCCAGACACACUCGCAUUUCUCAUUUCUUACUUCUAGUCUAAAUUAGAUAGCAAGACGUAGUGUCGGAGCUCACAGAUCGCAUAGAAUUAGUUUUAAGUACUAGCAGUAGCUAAACAGUAAAUCUGAAAUUCAACAUGGAGUCCCCUCCAGAUCCAGCGAGCGACCCGGGCAACAGCGCCUCGGAGCCGGCUACCCCGGUCAGGGAAACCCCGGUAAACCUGGAGACGCUCCGGAAAGCGGACCAUCCAGCCCCGGUUCGAAGGCAGACCUGUUCAAGCACCAACAGAGGUAUCUCAGUAACAAAGAAGACACAUACCUCUCAAAUCGAAAUAAUUCCCUGCAAGAUCUGUGGAGACAAAUCAUCAGGCAUCCAUUACGGCGUGAUAACAUGUGAAGGCUGUAAGGGCUUCUUUAGGAGGAGUCAGCAGAGCAAUGCAGCCUACUCCUGCCCUCGUCAGAAGAACUGCCUGAUCGACCGUACCAGCCGCAACCGCUGCCAGCACUGCCGGCUUCAGAAGUGCCUGGCAGUGGGCAUGUCACGAGAUGCGGUGAAGUUUGGCCGCAUGUCGAAGAAGCAGCGAGACAGCCUGUAUGCUGAGGUCCAGAAGCACCGGCUGCAGCAGCAGCAGCGUGACCACCAACAGCAGCCUGGAGAGGCGGAGCCGCUCACACCUAGCUAUGGCCUCUCAGCCAAUGGCCUCACAGAGCUCCAUGACGACCUCAGCGGCUACAUGGAUGGUCACACCCCUGAUGGCAGCAAACCAGACUCGGCAGUCAGCAGCUUCUACCUGGACAUCCAGCCAUCUCCUGACCAGUCAGGCCUGGACAUCAACGGCAUCAAGCCGGAGCCCAUCUGCGACUUUGCCCCUGGCUCUGGCUUCUUCCCUUACUGCUCCUUCACCAAUGGAGACACCUCCCCCACCGUGUCCAUGGCUGAACUAGAGCACCUGGCCCAGAAUAUCUCCAAGUCACACAUGGAGACAUGUCAGUACCUGAGGGAGGAGCUGCAGCAGAUGACCUGGCAGGCCUUCCUGCAGGAAGAGGUGGAGAACUACCAGAGCAAGCCCCGGGAAGUCAUGUGGCAGCUGUGUGCUAUCAAAAUAACAGAGGCCAUUCAGUAUGUGGUGGAGUUUGCCAAGCGCAUCGACGGCUUCAUGGAGCUGUGUCAGAACGAUCAGAUAGUGCUGCUGAAAGCAGGCUCUUUGGAAGUUGUGUUUGUCAGAAUGUGCCGUGCCUUUGACUCGCAAAACAACACAGUUUAUUUUGAUGGCAAGUAUGCCGGACCUGAUGUGUUCAAGUCAUUAGGCUGUGACGACUUGAUCAGCUCCGUCUUCGAGUUUGGGAAAAACUUGUGUUCUAUGCACCUGUCUGAGGAUGAGAUCGCCCUGUUCUCCGCCUUUGUGUUGAUGUCUGCUGACCGAUCCUGGCUCCAGGAGAAGGUGAAGGUGGAGAAACUCCAGCAGAAAAUCCAACUGGCCCUCCAGCACGUCCUGCAGAAGAACCACAGAGAGGAUGGUAUACUUACAAAGUUGAUAUGCAAAGUGUCGACACUGCGAGCGCUGUGCAGUAGGCAUACAGAGAAGCUUACAGCUUUCAAAGCAAUAUACCCAGACAUUGUGCGUGCCCACUUCCCCCCCUUAUACAAGGAGCUGUUUGGAUCAGACUUUGAGCAGUCCAUGCCCGUUGACGGGUAGCAGCCCUGCCAGGUGCUAGUGUGCCCACCGUAGGGGAAUGUGGAGGAGGAAUCUGAGACACUUUAUUGGUGCCCUGCACAAACCAGAGCGGACAGAUGGCACGCUGUUCAACUUCUUCUUUUUACGUCAGAGGGGAGGGCGUAGGGAGUUGAUUUUCAAGGUUUACUCUAUUGAAUUUAGUUUUCUUUGGAAGGCUUGUGGGACCCAACACCCCAUGGGACAUGAAGAGGAGCUAGGGACAAAUAAUUUCUGUCUGGUUGAACUUGACCCUCUUUUGCGUAUUUCUGACACUGAGCACAUGAUUCACUUCAUUACAGUCAUUGAUUUUCACCAGUAUUUAUUGCAUCGCCAUUAUUGUGAUUUAUCUGUGCAUCUGACUUGUAAUCAGAUAAACAAAUAAUGAGUCACUUUUUGAAUAAAAAUAGCUGGCGAUGUUUUCAAUUAGAAGAUAAAUUCAUAUCAGUAUUCUUUCAGAUUUUACUCCCCAAAAUAGUUCAUAUUCAAACCUUUAAACAGUCUUUUUCCCCAAUCUGCUUCAUACACUAUAUCCCAAACCAAAA
Molecule: messenger RNA, 2282 nt
Organism: Micropterus salmoides (largemouth bass)
Lineage: Eukaryota; Metazoa; Chordata; Actinopteri; Centrarchiformes; Centrarchidae
Gene: roraa
Product: RAR-related orphan receptor A, paralog a
Exons: 11
Coding region: 163-1722 (519 amino acids)
Biological process (GO): regulation of transcription by RNA polymerase II
Cellular component (GO): nucleus
Molecular function (GO): nuclear receptor activity; RNA polymerase II cis-regulatory region sequence-specific DNA binding; zinc ion binding
Source: RefSeq, a predicted model, not a curated record